AAAGCUCCUUGGUAGGCGUAAGAGAAGCAAGGAGAAGAAAGCUAGAGCUGCUGGAGUUCCAGUUAUAGCCAGAUCAGAGAGUACCGUUUUUGUAGUCCUCCGUCGAGAAUCCGUCGGUCUGUCAAACGUUACCAUUGCCAAAUUUAGCAGUUUUGAGAAGUUUCUGAUUCGCGCUAGAUUCUAGGCUAAUAAGGAUUAGAACAAAGGAAAUCGGCGGCGGCGGCCUUGUAUCGAUAAAUCUGGCGAUCGUGGAAGGCCUGAGGGCGAGAUCGUCUCUGAAGCCUGAAGCUGCAGGCAUUGGCCGUGGAGGAGGUGAUCUAGACAGCGACGACGACGACGACGGCGUCCAUGUCCUCAGCUUUAGGCGGUGGCGGCGGAGACUUCUCUCCAGGGUGAGAGGACUCUCAUUCACCUGGGGCUUCGGCCUGCGGCUUUUGCUCUUCAUCGCCGCCAUCGCCACCUUCUAUACGGCAUUCUCUUCUCUUCCCAUCGAGAAGAAAUUGAAGGACCUCCUUGUAUGGAUAAAGGAGGAUCUUGGGCCAUGGGGACCGCUUGUUCUCUUGGUGGUGGUUAUCUUUUUGGGCUGCCGGUAGGGUUCAUUGCUGAUUCCAUAGGUGCCACAUUAGGCGCAACUGCUGCUUUCCUUGUUGGUAGAACGGUUGGUAGACCAUACAUUAUUUCCAAGUUAAAGAACUACCCAAAGUUUCAAGCUGUCACCAUAGCAGUUGAGAGAUCUGGCUUCAAGAUAGUUUUGCUCCUUCGGCUUGUUCCUUUACUUCCAUUUAACAUGCUGAAUUACCUCCUGUCUGUGACUCCUGUUCGUGUAGGGGACUUUAUGCUGGCAUCUAUGCUUGGUGUAAUGCCAAUAACAUUUGCACUAGUCUAUGUCGGGACAACAUUGAAUGACCUUUCUGCUAUUACACAUGGAUGGGCUGAAGCCUCAAAAAUGCGCUGGAUAUUCAUGGUGCUGGGUUUGGUGAUAUCCGGUGAGUUCACUCGAAACUCGUUUUUAGUUUCAGGGACAAUGAACUUGUUUUGUUAAUUUCAAUGUCCCACAGAAGUGGAUUGCUGAUGGUCAAGAAUCGUGUAAAUGUCGACCAGUGAUUAAGGAAAAUGGAAAGAAAUAAAGAAUGGAUUAACUAAAAGUUGUGCUGAACACUCUCUAUCCUGCCACUGUUGUUCGCUACCAGUUCCGAGCAUUGCACCUAUAGAUGGUGGUAGUGAUCAACCUUACAUCAAUCUAUAGAUAAAACGAAGUCAAGCUUAGUUCACAUGUAGCAGGAACCAAACUUCGCAUUGCUCAGUUACAUGACUAAUAUAUUGGUAGAAUGAACAUAAACUGCGAUUUGACUUUGAGUGAGAACUACUGAUUUUCUCACACUGGUGGUUGCUUUGUACAUAGGCGUUCUCUUCUUCUUGAUCGGUAGAAUCGCCAAAGCUGCUCUGGAGAAAGCCUUGUCUGAAAAUAGUGACUUGGAAGCUGCUGCAACAACAACAACGUUACUGGAUUCGUCAUUGCCUCUAAUAAUUACGGUAGAUCCUGUGGGUGGGGGGUGAUACUAUGGAGAAUUGGAAGCGCAGCAUGAGCAGCCAAUUUUGCAGGUGAAGUGUCAUUCUGUUCUAGUGAUUGAUCUUUCCCUCGAGGAACACAGAGAGAGAGAGAGAGAGAGGUCUCUUCUCUGUAGAGUUGCUAUAAUUUCAUUGCCCACAUUAUUAGAGAAAUAAGAGGAUGCCACUGUAAAUUCUUUCUUUGUUUUUAUUACUCCGGUGACUCGUUUGGAGUGUUCGACGUGUAUAGCUACCAUUACCUACAGAAAGUAACUUCAUUUAUACUCGUGAAGAAGAAGAAUGCGAUCUACAGUAGCCCUAUAUUUGAUGAGUUAUUCAUGCUUCCUUAAUGGAUUUGUAACUGAAAUUCUAGGUUAACGAGACAAAGAGAACUCCUUAAUGCUACGAAUUCUCCUUUUCAC
Linum tenue is the source of this 1970-nucleotide messenger RNA. NCBI's taxonomy places the organism in Eukaryota, Viridiplantae, Streptophyta, Magnoliopsida, Malpighiales, Linaceae. The record is from the annotation of a GenBank genome assembly.